Fusarium coffeatum is the source of this 1251-nucleotide messenger RNA. RefSeq lists its product as uncharacterized. The transcript is spliced from 4 exons. Gene Ontology annotation, cellular component: fungal-type vacuole; plasma membrane. Bases 1 to 1251 code for a protein of 416 amino acids. NCBI's taxonomy places the organism in Eukaryota, Fungi, Ascomycota, Sordariomycetes, Hypocreales, Nectriaceae. The record is from RefSeq and is a predicted model, not a curated record.
AUGAUCCUCCCAACAGCUAUCCCCCCUCUGCAGCGCCCCAUGGGUACAGAGCCUCACCUGCAGGGCUCCGCCCAGGCCAACAGGCAGACGGUAGAAGACUGCUUUUUCUAUAUUCCGAGUGUAGGCGGCAACGCCGUACUACUUACUGUAUUUGCCCUGCUCGCCCUCGUUGCACUAUACUUUGGGGUUCGAUCCAAGACCUACCUAUUCUCUCUCGCACUCACAGCCGGGCUCUUCCUCGAAGUGUUGGGAUUCAUCGGCCGAAUCCUGCUGCAUUCGAAGCAGGAUGACCAGGGACACUUCUUUCUCGUUUUGUUUGGUACGGUUCUGGGCCCGUCCCUGAUGAGUGUUGCCAUCUUCAUCGUCCUUCCGCACAUCCUCAGCAUCUAUGGAAAACCGAUCUGCCCAUUCAGACCUCUAGUAGCUGGCCUGAUUUUCUGGGGACUCGCAGCAGUCACCAUUAUAUUCGAGCUUGUCGGUAUCAUCUUUACAGCCUACGAGACGAAUGGUUUCAGUCGAAAGCAAGGAGCAGCGAUUGCUGCCACAGGUUUAGCGAUACAGGCUUUAUCAUUGAUAGCAUGCACCGGCCUGCACUUUUGGUUCACACUCAGCUUGAGUACCCGGCGAGGCACUCUCGAUGCCCGACAUUCGCAGGUGUACUCGUCCUCGCAGUUCAAGAAAUUCCUUAUGGCAAUGGAGAUGGCAUCUGCUCUCUUGAUCGUUUAUUCCUUCUACCGGCUUGUCGAGUUCGCAGAUGGCGUUUCAGGAGACGUAUUUCAAAACCAAGCUGCGUUUAUGGUUAUAGGAGGAGUGUUGCCUUUCUUGGCCGCGGCCCUUUUGACCAUCAUCCAUCCCGGAAACGCAUUUGCUGAAGCGUGGGGCCCAACGUCCCCAAAGGGUCUCAAACGCCAGAAUCGACCUGAUCCUGUGCAAUCUCCCACUCCUAGUGGCCACCCCGUUCACCACAUGUACGAUCCUGAUAUUCGCAAGCAAGUCUCGCCGACCACUCCAAAGCACCAGCGGAACUCGGGGCCGCCUGAGCUGCCCGAAGGCUCUAUGGGUCUCCCUGCGCGUCCCAAGCCUGCACCUAAACCACCAAGUCCUCGAGAGCCUCGAGAGCCAGGGGCUCCUCGUAAGGGACCACCCUUACCAUUGAACCUUUCGGCUAUUCGAGCAUCGAGGAAUAGUUACCGGGCAGAACAGAGGGGUCAAGCACCUAAGGACAUGGUACCCGAUGAAGAACUGUGGUAA